This is a messenger RNA of Pseudophryne corroboree (corroboree frog), 3697 nucleotides long. RefSeq names its product G-protein coupled receptor 22-like. Gene Ontology annotation, molecular function: peptide binding; G protein-coupled receptor activity. NCBI's taxonomy places the organism in Eukaryota, Metazoa, Chordata, Amphibia, Anura, Myobatrachidae. The coding region runs from base 570 to 1862 and encodes 430 amino acids. The record is from RefSeq and is a predicted model, not a curated record. The transcript is spliced from 3 exons. Gene Ontology annotation, biological process: cellular response to hormone stimulus; G protein-coupled receptor signaling pathway. Gene Ontology annotation, cellular component: plasma membrane.
AGGAGAGAGAGAGAGAGAGAGAGAGAGAGAGAGAGAGAAGGAGGGAUUGCGAGGCUGCAGCACACACACACCUGCAGCACACAGGGAUCAUCCUCAUCCCAGGCAGCAUCUGGAUAAGGAGCAAGGGGCUGACUCCUACUGGGAGAGGAAAAUUGGAAGCACUUAGCCAUAAAUUCACAUCCAGACCUUGGCAGAGGGGACCCCUGUAUCACCGUCAUGCCUCUAUAGUCCCCUGUACUCUAAGCUCCCACUGUCACUGGGGAACAGCGGAGCACCCCUGGGGGGGAUAAACUUCCUACACAGCACCCUGACAGGACAAUAGUGGGGGCUGCACCUAUAGGGGCCCCUAUUGCUGAGUUUGUGAAUUGCCUCCAUGUUUCUGCUGCUGGCUACUGGUUCCGUUAGGAUCGGUGUCCACCAUGUGUAACCUAACUGAUAACGUAUGUCCGAUUCCCAGCGCCCACCUUCCUUCUUCCUGGAAUUUCACUUCCAUUCAUAUGAAUGUGUCUAAAACUUCAGGAAGAAGAACAGAAGAAAUUCUUGAGUUCUAGGACUAUGCAGAGAACAGAAUGGUGUCAGCCAAGGAGACCGAUAUGUAUGAUGCCAUUUUGGAAACUAAUGAUGGAUCGAGCACUGAUGCUGGCUGGUACUUCCCGUACCCAUUGGGCUUCCAAGUCUCCCUUACCAGCUUCCUUAUGCUGGAGAUUGUGCUGGGUUUUAGCAGCAACUUGACAGUACUUGUGCUCUACUGUAUGCAGUCCAAUCUGGUGGACUCUGUGAGCAACAUGGUGACUAUGAACCUCCAUGUUCUGGAUAUCAUCAUCUGCGUCAUCUGUGUCCCACUGACCAUAGUCAUUAUCUUGAUUCCAUUAGAGCAAAACAUUGCUUUGGUCUGCUGCUUCCAUGAGGCAUGUGUCACCUUCAGCAGCAUCGCAACAGCAAUCAAUGUUCUGGUGAUCAGUUUAGACAGGUACGAUAUCUCUGUGAGGCCCGCUAAUCGGGUUCUUACCCCAAGCAGGAUGGUGCUACUACUCUCCUGUGUCUGGUUUGUCUCCCUCAUGGUUUUCUUCAUUCCUUUCUUCGAGGUGGAGUUUUUUGGUGACCCUGAUCAUAUGGCCACAUGGCAAAACCGGACUUUGCUCUGCGUGAGUGUCAAUGAGUAUCACACAGAGCUGGGAAUGUACUACCAUCUGGUGAUCCAAAUUCCUAUCUUCUUCGCAGCUGUGGCCGUCAUGCUUGUCACCUACACUAAAAUCCUCCAGGCCCUCAACAUUAGGAUUGGAAACCACUUCAAGAGAAGCCAGCGUCGGAAAACCAAGAAAAGAAAGAAGAGGAAACCAUCCGACCAAAGCACCAUGGGGGAGACCAAGAGACUGGCCCCACCGCCAGUUAUCCAGAACCCACCCAUGAGGGUACAGGCUUCCGUCUCUGUCAUCAUUGCCUUGAGGCGGGCAGUAAAACGUCACCGGGACCGCAGAGAACGUCAAAAACGUGUCUUUAGGAUGUCUCUUAUAAUAAUCACCACCUUUCUGCUCUGCUGGGCUCCUAUUUCCAUUGUGAACCUUCUUAUCCUCUGUCUGGGGCCCAGUGAUCUUCUUGUGAAGUUACGAAUCUGUUUUAUCACCAUGGCCUAUGGUACUACCAUUUGUCAUCCUCUAUUGUAUGCCUUCACUCGGCAGAAGUUCCGCAAUGUCUUGAAGAACAAGAUGAAGAAAAGGGUAGUUUCAGUGUUGCAAGUAGAUCCUGCUCCAGGAGGGACUGUUAUACACAACUCAUGGAUAGAGCCCAAGAAAGGCAGGAAAGCCAAGCUAGAGUGUAGUGAUGGUACUGACCGAUGUUUGACAGAUGCUGUAAAGGAAUGAUCUUAUCUGUGUCAGACUCGGUAAAACAUGGACCCUUUUAUGGCAGCGGGAUAACGGUGUAUGCUAGUGCACAAGUUGUGCUGGAUUUGAAAUCUUUAUACAUAUGAGGCGUCAAGGGAAUGGCAUAGAAUAAUGGUGGGUAACCCAUGAAUAUAACCUUUCUCCAUGAAAGUCAGCACUGCCAUCUUACCUCUGUGGCCUGGCUUGCCGCAAGUCCAUCCAGCCCAUCCGGUCCAGGAUGGAUUAAACCAGGUGAUCUUUUUGUUUCUUCUAUAUAGGGGUACGCACAGUGAUUUACGAGUCAUUGUGUCAGUUUUUCAUGACAUGGGUCAACAACGUUUUUACGACAAUAGUGAGUAGCGAAGCAUGCCUUGGAGUCUCAAGAGUCAUCAUAGAUCUCUUAUAUCAGCAAAUCUGUAAUCUGACAUAUAAUUAAUUUAAAAAAAAAGAACAGAAACGGACAUACUUUCAAAAGGAGGAACAGUCGAGAAAAACUUGUAUUUUUCUACAAAUACUAUAAUUGGUUUUAGUUCAUUACUACUGCAGCCAUGACCUGUAUAUUUAAGACUGUAAUAUAAUAGAAAAAUGAAUAAUUGUUUUAUAGUUAAGGAAAUAAGUUGUAGGUUGUAGUGUCUAAAUAUUCUGCCUAUCUUCAAAUGACUUUGCCUUUCUGGGGACACUUUAGUAAGCGAAACGUGCAUUAGUUUGCACAAGAUUUCUCUCCACAAAUGAUAUUAAAUGUAUUCUUCCACUUUUUCGUAAAAAAAAGAAAAAAGACAGAACGAAAAACAAAUAAAGUUAAUGUGUAAUCUUCCAUUUUAUUAAGGCAUUCAAAAUAGCGGUAGUGGUGACUUGCGCCAUGUGUUUUGCAGCACGCCCAGAUACAGGAAGCUAUGAAAUUGUGGACGGUUUGCUAUGCCUAAAUGUCUCAUUUGUGUGGUACAUAUUUGUCACUUGAUUAAAGCACAAAUAGAUUUAUGUGUCGAUGAAAUAAUGAUGUUAUCAACGCAAAACAAAAUAACAAUGCAAAGAAUCCUGAGCUAAGGAUGUAAAAGCCACAGUUUGUAAUUUCUUUCAAGCAAAGCAAGCAUCUUGUCCUACACCGUGUGGGCAGCCAUUUUGUGGGCUGCUGUCAAUAGUAUCACAAAUAUUAGUCAGGCCUCAUAAAUAUUAGUCAGGCCUUGUGAAUAUAAGUCAUUAAGUGCCUCAGUAAUGUCAAUGAUUCCUACGUAGACUGUUUUUUCCUAAGUAUUAGUAUUGACUACAACAUGGCUGCCUGCAAGGCCUGAAAAACACAGGUACUUUUUAAAGGGGAGAUUUUUCAAAACUUCUAAAGAGAAAAAGCAGAGAUGUUGCCUACAGCAACCAAUCAGAUUAUAGUUAUCAUAUAUCUUGUACAGUCUAAAAAAAUAGCUAUUCUGAUUGGUUGCUAUGAGCAACACCUCCAUGUGUCAUUUUUGGAAGGUUUGGCAAAUCUCCCCGUAAAGCUUUUUUAAUGACAAGGUGCAGAGAGCCCACUUGCACUGUAACCCAAAGCAACCAAUCAGAUAUUAACUUAGAUUACUCUAUAGCAAGACUAAUUGAAAGCUAACAUCUGAUUUGCUGUUCCUGGCUACACUGGUGCUAUUUGCACUUUGUUAGAUACCAGGAACCUCCGGCACAGAUAUAUGUUUUUUUGCUGUUUCGGCAUUUCUGAUUUCAUACUGUAACUAGUUCUGUAACUGCCACCGGUAACACACAUUUUAUAGAGCAAAUACAUACAGUUUGCAGAUAAGUCAUUUUUUUAGCUACAAAAGGGUAAUGGUUGACUAAAAUAAAGCUUAUCAUUUAUUAUA